Molecule: messenger RNA, 963 nt
Organism: Trematosphaeria pertusa
Lineage: Eukaryota; Fungi; Ascomycota; Dothideomycetes; Pleosporales; Trematosphaeriaceae
Exons: 2
Coding region: 1-963 (320 amino acids)
Source: RefSeq, a predicted model, not a curated record
AUGUCAGGCUCCUGGGGCUCCUGGGAAGAAUCCGAUUACGCGUCCUUUUUGCUAUGGGAUAUCGACCGCGAAUUCCAGAACGCAUACGAAGCCUACGAGCAAUGGCUGGCGAGGAAUCGCCGGAGACGUUCGGCAUGGCAGUGCAUAACUGGCAGCACCCAGGAGGAUGCUUUAGGAAAAGCAUUGAGCCUGGGGCGCCAUGUGCAAAAGCUCAUUGAUGACGGAAAAGAAGCAUUUGGAUCGCGCUUCGAAAGAGGUGAUUCAAGCUGCCACACUAUCCUCUCAGCGCAACUCCAACGCCUUCAACAUGAGAUCACCGUUCCGCUCCUGGACUGCGCACACGCUCGUAUACGAUUCCCCAUACCCUACGACGAUAUUCUACGGGCGGCAAAAGGUGUUCGACGCGCAUGUUUCUAUGCCCUGCGCGACCAGUACACCCGCCUACAAUCUCCUACUUCUGCGCCUUUCCUCCCGCCUCCACGCUUCUCUGUAAAGUUCUGUCCCUUUGCGCUCCAGCUGAAGAAAGAUCAGCGAAGAGGGCAUCAGAGCAACAUCCAAGCGCGGAAAGUACGACCGCAUGACCGCUACGACGAACGAGAAAUAUGUCCCUACUGUAACGUCCACAUAUGCGUAUCCGCGCAUUCCGGCCUCCCAAACUAUCGACGCCUGCUCUUCCAAUCCCACGUCUCGCAACCGUCCGCAAAUAACAACGAAAGAGCGACGUUCGCCUGCAGCAGCUGCUACAAGACCUUCGACGAUUCCUACGCCUUCCUAGACCAUGUUUUCCAGAAAGAGAUCGGCAGCGAAAGGAGUUGUCUGAGGAGAUACAGUCUGCGCUUCAGCCUCAGCGACAUGAGUCUGCUCAGCGAUCCGGCGCUGAUGGAGAAGUGCUUGAGGAAUUGCCUGCACAGAGAGAUUACCAGGGCAAGAGCACUGAAGAAGAGCAAGGAGUUGGAGGCUUGA